UAUAGAUAGAUAGAUAGAUAGAUAGAUAGGUAAGUAAGCUGCUGGCAUGGGUUACAAGUAAAAUAAUAUCAAUAUGGAGGGUGUUGUCCAAUGCUCUGCAAACUACACUCCUCUUUCCCCAAUAAGCUUCUUAGAGAGAGCAGCCAUUGUGUAUGGAGAUAAGGUUUCCAUGGUUUAUGGUACUGAGAAAACUUCGUGGAAAGAAACACAUCAACGCUGUAUCAAGCUUGCUUCUUCUUUGGUCCAGUACUUUGGAAUUUCUCGUGGUGAUACUGUUGCUGCUAUAGCACCAAAUGUUCCAGCACUCUAUGAGCUGCAUUUUGGCGUUCCGAUGGCUGGAGCAGUUCUGUCUGCACUAAACACCAAGUUGGAUGCAACCAUGUUAGCUUUGUUAUUAGAACAGUUAGAGGCCAAAAUCAUUUUUAUCUACUACGAGUUCGUCGAGGUAGUUUUCGACGCAUUAAACAUACUCUCCGACAGAGAAGGCAAGCCCCCAGUACAAGUACUUGUUCUAAUAGCAGAGAGUGAUCAAAUUACAGCACCCUCAAUACUUACUAAAGAAACCCCAGCAGGCUGUAGCCUGGAAUAUUACAAUGCUCUUCUUGCAAGGGGACGAGCAGAUUUUGAGAUUGUACCACUAAAAAAUGAGUGUGAUCCCAUCUCGGUGAAUUAUACUUCAGGCUCAACUGGGAUUCCUAAAGGAGCAAUAUACAGCCAUAGAGCUGCCUACCUCAAUUCACUUGCAGCAGUUUUUCGCAGUGACAUGAGACAAAUGCCAGUGUUUCUUUGGACUGUUGACAUGUUUCGCUGCAAUGGGUGGUGCUUCACUUGGGCAAUGGCUGCACUUGGCGGCACCAAUAUCUUCCUUAGAACUGAACUUUCCUCAAAAUUCAUAUUUGAUGCAAUUUAUAUUCACAAAGUUACUCACUUGUGUGGUGCACCCACCAUUUUGAACAUAAUUGCAGACGCUCCGGCUACUGAUCAUCAGAGCCCACUCCCAUCCAGGGUGAACAUUACUGUUGCUGGUGCAUUACCACCACCCCAAAUCCUCAUGAAGGUUACCGAACUAGGAUUUAACAUCAGCCAUGGCUAUGGUAUGACAGAAGCCCUUGGCCCUGCAGCCAUUCUAGGACCAUGGGAAAGCAGAUUGGAGAAUUCUUCAAAAUUUAUAAUGGAUGAACAAACAGAAAGAAUAAAGGGUCGUGAAGGGCUUCACAACCUUAUAAUGGAUGGUGUAGAUGUGAAAGAUCCGAAAACCAUGAAGAGCACACCUUGUGAUGGGAAAACCAUCGGGGAGGUAAUGCUUAAGGGCAAUGCUUUAAUGUUAGGGUACAUUAAAAAUCCAAAAGUAGCUCAAGAGGCUUUUAGGGGUGGAUGGUAUCAUUCUGGGGACCUAGCAAUCAGACAUCCAGAUGGCUUUGUACAAAUAAAAGACCGUGCAAAGGAUAUCAUAAUCUCUUCCGAAGGAGAGGCAAUAAGCACACUUGAGGUGGAGGCAGUGUUGCUAAGUCAUCCAAAGGUGUUGAAUGCUGCUGUUGUUGGGAGAGCAUGUGAUGGCCACCCGCUGGGGGAUCAGGCUCCUUAUGCGUUUGUGAAGUUGAAGAAAGAGUGUGAUGUGUGUACGGCGGAAGAGAUUAUUAAGUUUUGUGGGGAUCGAUUGCCCAAGUAUAUGGCUCCUCACGGUGUUGUUUUUGGGGAUUUACCAGUCAAUUCAACUGGUAAGAUACAGAAAUUUGUUCUCAGAGAGAAGGUUAAUAUUGCAGCUGGUCUGGCUCUCCAAAACGGGCUCCAAUAGAUGUAAUUAAUGCUCGGUCUGUUGCUUGAAUUCCUUGGUAUGUGAAAAAUGAAGUCCCUAAGGUCAAAUGGAUCACUGUAUGAAUGUUAAUAUGCAUUAUGAUUGAUAAUGGGUGAUUUGGCCA
Juglans microcarpa x Juglans regia is the source of this 1919-nucleotide messenger RNA. RefSeq names its product probable acyl-activating enzyme 1, peroxisomal. The coding region runs from base 74 to 1795 and encodes 573 amino acids. The record is from RefSeq and is a predicted model, not a curated record. The transcript has 3 exons. NCBI's taxonomy places the organism in Eukaryota, Viridiplantae, Streptophyta, Magnoliopsida, Fagales, Juglandaceae.